Molecule: messenger RNA, 7110 nt
Organism: Prorocentrum cordatum
Lineage: Eukaryota; Dinophyceae; Prorocentrales; Prorocentraceae
Source: the annotation of a GenBank genome assembly
AUGACGAAGAACAACAAUAACAACGAUGACAUCAUGCCGAAGUGGAACGGAGAUCUCACCACGGUGGACGAUUACGAGAGAGACGUCAAAGCUUACAUCCGAGGAACCCGUCGAGAUGAACGAUAUGUAUGCGGCCCUCGUUUGUGGAGACGACUGGAAGGUCGAGCACGACAAGCAGCCAAGGAUGUGGACUGGGACCGCAUUGAGAGAGACGACGGUGCAGCUGAGCUACUGCGACACAUUCGUGCCAAGCUCGGUGCUCAGCCCAUCCAGGAUGCAGGCAAAUAUCUGGCCCGAUGGAUCUUCGAUCUUCGUCGAGACACUGGAGAGCCAAUGCCGAGCUACAUAAGCAGAGACGAUGAGGCCUACCACGACGUGGUCAAGGGUUUCGACACCGAGUAUUUCAAGAAGCAGCGCACGGCUCGGCUGUCGGAAAGGUCAAAGGAAUGGAACACCCUCUACUCGGAGCUCACCUGGUUCUUGUACAAGAUCGAGCAGGAGGGCCCGGAGGACGCCGCCGACAAGGCCAAGGAGUUGAACCACCAGCUCUGGAACUUCAUCAGGACAGGACUUGAGGAGAUCCCCGAGCAUCCGGAUUUCGGAACCGACUUCAAACAGGCGACUCCUCUUGACCAGCUGCGCGGAUGGCUACUGCUGCAGAGAUCAAGACUUUCCCCGACGGAGCGUGCGGCAGUUAUCAGCGCAGUCAAAGGCAACUUCGACUACGACAGCAGCGGCGAGCAGCUAAGAGUAUCUUGGCCAGAUGACGAGCUGACGAACAGAGAUAAGAAGCACGGCAAGGACAACCAUCGCCAUCGCGAGCGAGGUCGGAUCCAUGCCAGCUGGGAGGAGAACAGCGAGGACGACGACGACUGCAGCUACUACGAUGGCGACCAGUCGGAGGCCACCUAUGAGGACGCGGACGGCGACGAGGACGAAGGAGAUCCCGAGGAGCCGCUCUACAGCGCCCAGGAGAUCGAGGAGGCCGAGACCGCGUUCGCCGCCCAGCAGCGCAGUUUCGAAGAAGCUCGAGAUCUACUCCGACGAGUGAAGACCGCCAGGAAGUUCUACCCCGACAGCGCAAGUUCCAGGGACCUCGAGCUGGAUCCCGAGGCUCUGGAUCAUCGAAAGGACGAGGCCGAGGGAGCGGACAACGACGCGAUGUACCACCCCGACGUGAUGGAGAUCGCUCCCAGGGCCGGCCGCCCCACUAAGGAUCACAAAGACCGCGCUUCCUCCACCAGCAGCCAAGAUCGUGAACGACCUAAGCGAGGUUUCGGAGCCUACGUGAUCUUCGGCGCCGAGCAGGACGCCGAGAUGGAGGCGAAUCUCAUCAGGAACGAGACCUCGCGCCUGGAGCUGGAGACGACGCUCAACAAUAAGCCAGUGAUCAAGAAUCGACCGAAGCUUCCGAAGAAACAGCUCGAGAAGACGAUGUACCUAGAGGUGGAGAAAUCCAUCGAGAGGCGGGGGCAAGUCCAUCAUGUGAAACUACCGAGCUGGCCAACCCUGGAGAAGCUAGACGACUGGAUCCUCAUGAGUGUGAAGCAGAGCUCCUCCAAGGGCUUCGGUAUUCUGGACAUCGGCGCGACCUCCAGCAUCAUGGGCAUCGAGGCUGCCGAGAACCUACGCGAUAUCAUCUAUGAGCAGACGGGCAAAAACAUCAAGAUGGACGUUAGCCAGAAGAGUACCUUUAUCUUUGGAGAUGGCAACGCCAAGACCUGCACCGGCAAGGCAACCUUCCCUCUGAUGAUCGCCGGUGUGGACGGCGAGCUCGAGAUAAACAUCCUCGACGCAGAUGCCCCGCUCUUGAUCGGAGUGGAUGUUUUGAGCCGCCUAGGAGCUGUGAUCGACUGCGAGGCACAUUCUGUCUACUUCAAGAAGCUCGGGCGCCGAGCUGAACUGCUUGUCCUUCCGAGCGGUCAUCUUGCACUGCCACUUGUUCGACAAGCCGAUUUUGGCUUCGUGGCAUCUCUCGAGUACAUCAUCAUCAUUUACGAGUACGGGGGCACCAUCACCAAUUACGCCUACAGCAACAUCAUCAUCAUUUACAAGUACGGGGACAUCAUCAAUUACGUCGGGGACAUCAUCACUUACGUCGGGGACAUCAUCACUUACGUCAGGGACAUCAUCCGUAUCAGCCCCGGCUCCAUCACCUACGGCAUUAUCGGAGUUAUCUCCAGAGCCCUGAGCUCCGACAACAUCCAGUUGGUCCUACAUAUUCGCAUGAGCCUCAACCGCGAGGCGAAAUGUCGCAAAGCAGAGAGCCAGCAGAUCAAGCUGGAGAACGAGGAGAUGGAUGGCCCAUGGGAGCAGGUGGAUGUUCGGGCCCCGCUACUGGACUCGGGAUCAUCGGCGGCGACCUUCACGUCGACGCCGGCACGGCCUACACUACAACGGAUGCAGCCGCAGGGGCGACUGAUCGCUCAUCAGGACGUGAGGGGUCACAUCUUCUACACGAUCGAGGGCUCGGAGCUGGACAACAGCAUGAAGCGGAUGACGGACACCUUCCUGCAGGAGCACCUACCGAACUGGGAGAUGUGGUCCAGCAAGCUCCUCCAGCAGUGGACGCAGUGCCGUCGCUGGGGACGAAUCAUCCAGAAGGUCUUCAUCAAGACGAUCGACCGUGUGAACUGGAAGCUGGACAGCCUCGGACUACCCGUGCAGUUGCUACCCGAGAGGUACCCGACCUGGCCGGCGGACAUCGAGCAUCGUGCGAAGAUCGAGCCGCGCCAGCCGUGCACGGAGCCGAAGCAGCGCCCCCUGUCCCAGAAGUCAGCAGCCUCAGCAGCCGCGCGCGAGCAGAAUCAAGAGCUGCGAGCCACCAUCGAGACCGCAAAGUUAGAUUUCUUGACCAAGUUUGCGGAGGUGGAUGCGUUUGCAGCGCUGAGCUCGGAGCAGAUCCACGAGCAGCUCAGCAUGGUCACGUUGGUCAACCAUCUCAAGCCGCUGUGCAAGAUGUGGGGACUGACCCAGACUGGCAAGAAGGAGGAGGUGAUCGACAAGAUCAUCGCGUACAUCAUCGAGCAGCGCGGCACGGCGGCAGCGACUAUCAAGAUCAAGAAGGAGACGGAGACCAAGAAGAUGGAGACGACGGCCAUGCCCGUGGGCCCGGCGAUCUCAGCUCACUACACUCAGAUGUGCCAGCACCCGGACUGCAAGCUACGCCGAUGCAUCGCCAAGAACGAGCCGAUCGUGAAGAUGAGGCUCUACGGUUGGUGCCACCAGGGCAGGCCGCUGAAGGGCCACCAGCGCCAGGCGAUACGGGCAGCUACACAUGCGACGAGGUCGGCCAUUUUCGGAGCUAUGUGCGCCCUCGCAACCUUCGGCCGCCUGACGAUGGUCGAAGCGUACACCCACGAGGACUCGAAUCUCGGGAAGGUGUGCGACGAGAAGGGCUACCACUACGAGCGGCUCGGCCUCUUCAACGAGAACGACCUCAGCAAGCCGCAGGGCUACCACAAGGCGAAGUUCCUGCUAGACGAGAAGCGCCCGGAGCUCUUCGUCAGUACACCACCCUGCGGUCCAUGGUCGAUAAUGCAGAACGUCAACCAGCGCAACGAUCAACAGAAGGAGAACCUUCGCAGGAAGCGGCUCAAGAGCCAGCGGAUCUUCGAGAACAACAAGAGGCUCAUCGAGCACCAGGUGCUCAACCUGAACGGCUCGGCCCUCGCCGAGCAGCCCCACAACAGUCGGUCGUGGCAGAAGACCUGCUGGAAGGAUCUCCACAAGAUCCUACCGUACGAGGUGAUCGUGGAUGGCUGCGCCUGCGGACUACGAGCCCCUGACACGGGCGAGCUCAUGAAGAAGCGCUGGAAGUUCCUGACGAAUGACAGGAGGAUCUGGGUAGCCCUACAACCUCUACAGUGCCGUGGAGGACACUACCACGAGGAGAUAGAGAGUAGCUUGAGGACCGAGGCCUCGGGCUCCUACCCCAAGAUGCUGCGCCGCCGGAUCCUCAGGGCUCUGACCAAGAGCCAGAACCAGAACUACUUCGAGGGCGAGGUUGUGAACUGCCUCUGCAUGGCAGCUACCCAGCAGCCACCGACAGAGCCUACGCCAGAGGAGGACGAGCCGACUCUUCCACCACGAGACGGCAAGGAAGCGCACAACCUCACCAACGAGACGGUCAAGAAGCUCGAGAGCUACAUCAGAUUGGUCCAUACCAACCUCGGACACCUACCUCGAGCUCAUCUACUGCGAUACCUUCGCGACCGUGGCGCUCGACCAGAGGUGCUACGUCUGGCCAGAACCUUCAAGUGCGACAUCUGUGACGCACAUCGACCACCUACUAAGCGGCCACCAGCCUCAUCAGCAGAGCAGCCCCAAAACGGUCACGAGGUGCUUUUUGACGCUUUCUCGUGGAUCCGUCGCAGCACGAACACGAACGUGAUGGCGCUGGCGAUACUCGACGCCGGCUCGGACAUCCUCUACGUGCGGCUGAUCGACGAGAAGCCGAUCCCGGGUACGACUCGACAAGUUCGUGCCGGCGACCUUCGGCAUAUCUUUGCUACAAAAUGGUUCCCCUGGAUGGGACGCCCGAAGGUCAUGCGCUACGACCCUGCCGGCAGCGCCAUCUCCGACGAGUUCCGCGAGUGGAUCGAGAGCCAGGGAGUCUACUGUCUCCCAUGCGCGGCCGACGCCCACUGGCAGAUCGGCAAGAUCGAGCGCGCUAUUGAAGCCUUCAAGGAGGCCCUCGACGCUUUCGACGAGAUGGUCUCAGCCGAAGUACCCACCAGCGAGAUGCUCGGACUCCAGACAGCGGCCAGGAACGACCUGAUCAGGAUCGACGGGUUCAGCCCGCUGCAGCGCUAUGCGGGACGGACGCCGACCGGGACGACAGUCAACCUGUCGGACGAGCCAAACAACCUGCCGCUCAUCAGUGCCGAGCUGCAGGACGGUACCUUCAGCAGGGACGCCCAGGUACGACGGAUGGCGCGGCUGGCUCACAUCCAGACCGAGAACUCUGACCGAGUUAAGCGAGCGGAGGCCGCGCGCUUCAGGUCCUUCAAGAAGUACGAGACGGGCGAUCUGGACGCUGGUACGGACCUGGACGAGUACUUUGUCACGAGCCAGCGAGCUCGGGACACCGACCUGCCGGGGACCUGGACCUUCGGCGAUGUCCAGAAGCAGCUCGACACUAACGAGGUGAUCGACUUGUCGAACGAGUCCCCGCCCACUGGCGAGGAGACCCUCGUAGUCUUGACCCAGGAGGCGGCGGAGGUGGUGGAGCCUUGGCGGCGCCACCAGGACUGGAAGAGCGACCUCUACCUGGACCGCGACCUCCCAGUCCAGGAACCUCUCAUCCAGCCAGCUCAGCCAGAAGUUCCACCAGGCAUUCCACAGGAAGACGGCCACGAAGCUGGACUACCCGAAGAAGCUGAGCAGCCCAUCGAGGAGGAGAUCGUCAUGGAAGCCCCUCCCGGCGACGACCAGGAGGAGCGCGCGUCGCAGCGGCCCAUCGUGGCGGAGACUGACGAUGACCUCGACGAUAUCUCAGCGCCCGACGUGAACGAUAAGCGCCGGAUCCGAGAGCCCGGCACAACCGAGCCCCCGGCUAAGAAGCAGCGGGUCAACGCUGCGACCCAGGAGGCCUUCUCCUACUACCUGCAAGAGGGUAACUUCUACAGCGACUAUGCCUACAGUGUCCAGCAGUACGACGGUAUGAAGGAGAACGACGAACUCAUCGUGCUGGACAUCCCUGUCAGCAACGAGCAUGCGUUCAUGGCCUACAUGGACGACCCCAGCAACUUCGUGGCAUCGCAGGCCCGCAAGGGCCGGGUGGAGGUCUCAUUUAAGAAGGCGACGCCUGAGGAGAAGAAGCUGCUACUCGAGGCCCAGCAGAAGGAGUGCACCUCAGUCCUCAGCACGAAGGCCGUCAGAAUCCUCAGCCGACAGGGGAUCGACCCGGCGCGCCUGCUGCGCUGCCGCUUCGUGCUGACCUGGAAGAAGGAUGACCAGGGGAACUGCGGCAUCAGUAUUCGACAGAAUGAGGACUACACCUGCAGUCUCGCACAGGACAGCUACAGCCUGAACGUGGAGCCCAUCAAGAUACGACGUGGACGCAAGCCCACGGAAGGAGUUUCAGACAAAGAGAGAUCAGAUCUACGAGGCCGGCUUGGUACAGUCGGAUGGCGAGCUCAGCAGUCGGCCCCGUGGCUCAGUGCAGAAGUCUCUCUACUUCAAGCGGAGAUACCUACGGCGACGGUCUCUACCAUCCAGAAGAUCAACAAGCUGAUCCGCACCAUGAAUGACACUGCCGACGUGGUCAUGCUCAUCCCGGCCAUCGAGCAGAUCGCUGUGGUUGGCUGGGGCGAUGCUGCCUGGGCCGCUCGUAUCACUGGCGAGUCCCAGGGUGGCGAGAUGAUCGUGCUGGCACCACUGUCUUUCCUGAGUGGCUCGACAGAGACGGUAGCGCCUAUCUCAUGGAGAUCGUGCAAACUACCGCGAGUGGCCAGAAGCAGUACGAGUGCGGAGGUUCAGAUGAUGACAGAGACCCUCGACGAGAUCAGCUACGUGCGCCUGUUCAUCUACGAGCUGGAGUGCGGCCAAGUGGACUACACCAACAAGCAACACGUGAACGACGCCAUCUCAUCCUGCCCUGGCGUACUGGUCACAGACGGUAAGUCGGGCUACGACGCGAUCGAGAAGAGCGAGUCAGCUGGUCUCGGCCUACGCGAUAAGCGGACGAGCAUCGAGUGUCUAGGCAUUCGACAGCAGAAGGAGCAGACGGCCCUCCAGAUACGCUGGGUCCACAGCGAUGCCAUGCUAGCCGACGGCCUCACCAAGGAUCGAGCCGCCAAGGUCUUGCUGGAGUUCUUCCGGUCAGGUCAGCGCUGGAGACUCGUGGACGACCCCCUGCACCGCAGUGCUAGGAAGCGCAAGACCGAGGGCAUGGACAAGCUGGACCACGGCAAGCCGUUAUCAGCAGAUGACGAUGAAGCUAUGCUGGAGGCCCUGAUCUACUUCGCUCGCGACAAUCCCUACGAGCAGGAGACCCCUGCCGGAGAUAUAGCCCUUUGGGGCACUGUGAAGCCUCUCACGCGCUCUGUGCUUUCUGUGAAUUCAGUUGCCAGAGGCAGGUCUCGAUGCCGUAACAUCGAUCUUUAG